AUGGCGGCGCGGCCCGGGCCUUCGCGGGUGGAGCCCCCGGGGCCCGCGGGCCCGGCUGGGCAGGGGGCAGGGCAGGCCCAGUCACAGAGAGUCGAAGACUUGAUGGAGAUGGUGAAGAAGCUGCAGAAAGCGGGGAGCCUGGAGCCCAGGGUGGAGGUCCUGAUUAACCGGAUUAACGAGGUGCAGCAAGCAAAAAAGAAAGCCAGCCAGGAGCUGGGAGAAGCCCGGACCGUCUGGGAGGCCCUGCAGAAGGAACUGGACUCACUGAGCGGAGAGAAAGUGCGCCUGAAGGAGACCUUGAGCAAAAAGCAGGAGACCCUGCGGAUCCUCCGGCUGCACUGCCAGGAGAAGGAGAGCGAGGCCCAGAGGAAGCAGACCCUGCUGCAGGAGUGCAAGGAGCGGAUUUCUGCCCUGAACUCCCAGAUUGAGGAGGAGAAGCGCAAACAGAGGCAGCUGAGGUUGGAUUUCGAGGAACAGUUGGAGGAUCUGAUGGGCCAGCACAAGGACCUCUGGGAGUUCCACAGGCCGGAGCAGCUGGCGCAGGAGAUCAGUGCCCUGGACAGCAGCAAGGAGCAGCUGCUCAAGGAAGAGACACUGGUGCAGGCAAAGCUGGAGGACGUGCAGCAUCGUCUGUGCUCCCAGUUGGGAGCCAAGGGCUGCUCUGCCGUCACUGAGGGGCUCUUCCUCCGCAGCAAGGAGGCAGCAGCGGCCGCGCACCUGUUCGAGGAGGAGAACAGGAAGGCCCAGGAGCUCCUGGAGGACACUGCCCAGCACCAUGAGCAGCUGCAGGAGAAGUGCAAGCAGCUGCUGCAGAAGAAGCAGAGGCUGAAGGAGGAGCUGGAAAAGCUCGGAGUCCAGGUCCCUGCUCAAGCCCAGGGCAAGCAAGAGGACGGGGCCAGCCCCGCAGACGCUGCCCAUCUGAAGCCCCUCAGAGGCGAGGAGAAACGCCCCGGGCCACCCGCCGAGCAGGCCCUGAUUGCACCCUAG
Messenger RNA from Pteronotus mesoamericanus, 987 nucleotides. It is a transcript of the gene SYCE1, whose product is annotated as synaptonemal complex central element protein 1. NCBI's taxonomy places the organism in Eukaryota, Metazoa, Chordata, Mammalia, Chiroptera, Mormoopidae. Gene Ontology annotation, cellular component: synaptonemal complex. The record is from RefSeq and is a predicted model, not a curated record. The coding region runs from base 1 to 987 and encodes 328 amino acids. Gene Ontology annotation, biological process: synaptonemal complex assembly. The transcript is spliced from 13 exons.